GUAGGUGUAUGCGGCUUGUAGGAAUUCAAUUGGCUUGACCUUGGAGUUCACAGUCGUAACGAAAGUUGAAACUGUUAUAGAUAGAGUAGUGAACACUUUUCUUUCCUUCAGGAGAAGAAAAAGAGAACAGAAGAGAUACGCUCCGAUUGGCUGAAACAAGUGUCAGUAUAGGAUCGCUGUUUAAUUCUGUGCUACAUAGGAGGAGUCUUAGAUUUCGGAAUGACAGGUGUUCCCUCACCGAACCGCUUUGAAAAUUCAGAUGAAAAUAAUCAACCAAUUAUUGACAUACCAUCCACGCAAAAAGAUGCAGAGUUAUUCUCCGAUAGUUUUACUGUCACUCCCCACAGCCGACUGCAGUUCACUCUCAGGUUGAUCAAUUCCGAAUUCGAAGCUAGGGGUUAUAAGAAAAUUUUAAAAUCAGAGGCCGGGCAAUUGGAAGUUAUCAUGAGCAACUUUGUCAAUGGGGUUUCAAGACUCAUUUAUUCUCAUAGUGCCAACCUUGAUAAUUGUAAGAAGAUUGAGUCAAGCUUUCAAUAUGUGCAGUCGGAAUUCAUGCGUGUACAGAGACUUUUUCACAGAUGCCAACAAGAACUGGAUGCGUCUGUAAAAUUGAAUGAAUUAGCAAAAUUGAAAGAAGAACAAAUGUUAAGUGAUAAGGAGUUACUUAAUGAUCGUCUAAAAACGAUAUCUGAUACACUUCAUAGAGCUCGUUUAAGUUACCUAGAAAAUGAAAAUAAAUGGGAGCAUCAACGGCGGAAGUUACAGAUAGAGAUUGAAAGCCUACGCAAACACUUAAGAAUCUGUCAGAGGAAAGCUUCAUCUGAAUAUAAUAAAAGAGGAGAAAUAUAUCAUUCACCAACUAUUUCAACAGACUUAUCUACAUUUCAGAUACGUUCACCUGUUGAAGGUGAUAAAGUAGUAGCCAGUGGUUGUCUAUCUAACAUCAACCAAUUAAGUAUUCACGACAGGAGUAGUACAUCACCAUGUUCCUGUUCUCCUGGUGUAGUUACAACAAAAGCAUCGUUGACCAAACAGUUGAGCAGUAGUGGAAGUCGUCGGCCUUGGAGAAAUGCUGUAAAUAUUCAAACUAAUCGAGAUAAUAAAUCUUCGUUAUUAAUUCAACAGUUACAAAUUCGUCAGAAUGAAUUAUGUCAUGAAAAUCGUGAACUUCGAUAUCUUGUCAGCCAACUGUCUGCACGAAUAUUUCAAUUCUCAGACUACCUCAAACACAAUUGUGACCUAUGCGCACCGAAUAAUGCUAAUAUUUCAUUUAAUUGUGACAAUGAACAUCACUCUCUCGGUGAAUCACAUGAAGAACAUGACAUAUCUGAUUUCGAAAGGGUUUUAAUCAGGAAAAGUAUACAUGAACAAUCCACUCGCAAUAUUGAUGUUUCCCUCGAAUUGCCUUAUAGUGUAUUUCGUGAUGAUCUUAUUACACGUGUACAGUAUGCUUUAUGCGUGAUAUGGUCUAAAUUGAAGUGUUUGACAAGGUGUCAUACGAAUUCAGUAAAAGAAACGCCUGGUUCUAAUGCACCGUUGCGCAAUACAGAUAAUUCACCAACAGUUGAGUGUGUUGACAGUGAUAAGGUUCAUGUAGAAAACGAUGAUGACAUUGAACAGUUGGAAAAUCAAUUAUCCCAGUUGAAUUCCUUAUGGGCUAAUUACGAAGAUCCUCAAAGCUGAAGGAUUCAUUUGUGCGAAGGUACUCGUAGUGUAAGUCGGGCGUAUGCAUAGUGUGUGUCCUACUGGUGGGUGGUACCAUGAAGUCAAUUGGGGAGUUAUCGUUCGGUUUCUUAACUGUUCUUCUUCUUCUUUUGCAAUAAUAUUUUACCUCGUUUGUUAUUUUUAUUUUAAGUUAGUUUUUUGUACAUCGGAAGAUAAAUGUAUGUUUGGUUUCUGUUGGUACUCAUAAUUCUCGUUUCAAAUAGAGACUUUUUAUGCAUGAUAUUUUGAUUUUUAAUGACUACCAAUCUGUGUUGCUUUUGGAUCAUUAAUUAUUAUGUGUGCAAAAUCCACUUGUUGACAGAC
Messenger RNA from Trichobilharzia szidati, 2028 nucleotides. The record is from the annotation of a GenBank genome assembly. NCBI's taxonomy places the organism in Eukaryota, Metazoa, Platyhelminthes, Trematoda, Strigeidida, Schistosomatidae.